This is a messenger RNA of Drosophila grimshawi, 226 nucleotides long. RefSeq lists its product as uncharacterized. NCBI's taxonomy places the organism in Eukaryota, Metazoa, Arthropoda, Insecta, Diptera, Drosophilidae. The transcript has a single exon. The coding region runs from base 1 to 99 and encodes 32 amino acids. The record is from RefSeq and is a predicted model, not a curated record.
AUGUCAGUGCUAAGCCAAUUGCUGCUGCUCAACUUCAAUCAGAAAGCCCAGUCGAGAUCAGAACACAAUUUAGAGCUGAUAAACUCCUUCAUAACAUAACAGAGAGCUGUCGAUCAGCUCGCGAAUCGAACGAGAACCAAGAGACGCGAAAAAUAUACGUUUUACGCCCGUACGUUAGGGAGAAAAUCGCAAACAUUUUUUACCGGAAGAGAAAAAAGAAAUCAAA